GGUGCCCCGAAUGAGCAGUUAGUCAUGCAGUGACAUAGCUAAUGCCUACAUGCACACUUGAUACGUGGCUGACAACAGGGAGGUUACCCGUUCGACAGGCUUUCUGGGGUACAUGUGACACAUGCAGCAUAAAACAUUGUACUGUUCUCAUGAGAUGUUGCUUUAUGAUGGGGGUCUGUAAAUAAUCAAGUCUAGACCAAUUGAGAUACGAUUUCGCAUUAGGGAUACGAUGACAUGCAUCAAUCAAGCCAGCGAGCCUGACCACCUCUUGUGACAAGCAUAGUAGCCAUUUAUGACAAGCAUGGGUUGCUGAAGAUCUAUUCCUAUCAAGAUGUUCUCAGUUUCAGUCAACAUAAUGGCUGCCUCGCUGAUGAUAUGGAUUGUCUGCUUGGUAACUGCUACUGAAGCCAGUUCGUGCAAGGAAACCCAUCACUGUUCAGACUGUGACGGUGAGACAGGGUAUUGCCUCACUGAGUGUGACACUGGAUAUUACGGUCUGAGUUGCAAGUCUACCUGCAGCAAGAACUGUAGGAAUAACACAUGUGCGAUCUCAAGCCAUGGUAGUGCUAACUGCACUGAGGGUUGUGUGCCAGGAUACCAAGGCAUCAACUGUAACAUACCAUGUGACAGUCCAGGGGGUAACUGUACAGCAUGUCCAGGUGGGUGUGAUGGAGGAUAUUGUCAGCUGGGCUCCUUCUGUGUGUCUGGAUGUGUAGACUCUCACUACGGGAUUGAUUGUAAGAACUGUUCAACAGGAUGUACCCCAUGCAACAGGUUGACAGGAACAUGCGAAGAGACAUCGGCCAGUCCAUGCAAGGAAACCCAUCACUGUUCAGACUGUGACGGUGAGACAGGGUAUUGCCUCACUGAGUGUGACACUGGGUAUUACGGUCUGAGUUGCAAGUCUACCUGCAGCAAGAACUGCAGGAAUAACACAUGUGUGAUCUCUAGCCAUGGAAGUGCUAACUGCACUGAGGGUUGUGUGCCAGGAUACCAAGGCAUCAACUGUAACAUACCAUGUGACAGUCCAGGGGGUAACUGUACAGCAUGUCCAGGUGGUUGUGAUGGAGGAUAUUGUCAGCUGGGCUCCUUCUGUGUGUCUGGAUGUGUAGACUCCUACUACGGGACUGAUUGUAAGAACUGUUCGAGAGGAUGUACCAAAUGCAACAGGUUGACGGGAACAGGAAUAUGCGAAGAGACAUCAGGUAAUAACGUGGGACUGUUUAUAGGACUUGCUGCAGCAGGUGUGCUUUUCAUUGUAACAGUAUUCCUGGUUGUGUGCUGCUACAAGUAUUGUCAACACUUAAAGAAAAACAGGUUCCAAUACCUCACGCCUACCCAUGGCGUACACAUGUCAGCAGAGGACACUGAUUCUCGAGUGUAUGAUGUCAUUGAUGAAGCAAAUAUGUAUGAUCCGCUCACUGGUGAUAGACAAACCAGUCUAUCACGUGACCCGGAAAUUUCAGACACAGCUGAACCAGGAACCACAUCCAUGACCUGUUAGUGAGAACGCGUUAUAGCAAGGGUUUGGGUCUAAGACGCUUUAGAAAUAAUGAUAACAUAUCUACCUCAGAGGUCAGAGCGUGAGGCUACCGGGAACUGAGAUAUCUACCUCGGAGGCCAGAGCGUGAGGCUACCAGGAACUGAGAUAUCUACCUCAGAGGUGAGAGCAUGAGGCUACCAGGAACUGAGAUAUCAACCUCGGAGGUCAGAGCGUGAGGCUACCAGGAACUGAGAUAUCAACCUCGGAGGCCAGAGCGUGAGGCUACCAGGAACUGAGAUAUCUACCUCGGAGGCCAGAGCGUGAGGCUAUCAGGAACUGAGAUAUCAACCUCGGAGGUCAGAGCGUGAGGCUACCAGGAACUGAGAUAUCAACCUCGGAGGCCAGAGCGUGAGGCUAUCAGGAACUGAGAUAUCUACCUCGGAGGUCAGAGCGUGAGGCUACCAGGAACUGAGAUAGCUAGAAAAGAACAGGAAUUAGAAAAGUGUUGUGUAAUGUUUAUAUGUUGUAUGUGCCAUAUCUGUUAUUUUGUUAGUGUGUUGUUGAGAGAGGGACACGGAUUAGUCAGAAUCUGUAUUUGGUGUGAGCUUUGUUGUAGUGCAUGUUUAUAUAUGUUUCCCACACACUGACAUUGAUCAUAUAUUUGAAGCUGUGCCAAGUUUGAUAUAAGACAAGUGGAAUUAAUAGCAUGUGAAUUCUCGAAAACUAAACUUUGUACACCAUUUCUACGACAAACCUAAGGAAAAUCGUCAUCCCUUGAGUCGUAGGGCAUUUGCCACUUCAACCUGUUGACUGUAUAUAUUAACACAUCUCAAUCUUGAAAGGUUCAGGACAAUUUGUCCAGAAAUAAAUAAACUGUUCUCUUAAGCUUACUGAGAAGACAUUAUCCGACAUGCUGGAGUUAAUCAUUGAUAACAUCACUGUGCAAUGUGGUGAUUGGAUUGGCGAAAUUGAAACACGGUUUUGAUAUCGUUCAAUAUUUGUCCAACAACCAAUCCUCCUCCACUGAUUUACCCUUCUGAACUAGAAAUGAAGAAAACCAGUGAAAGUGCCGCAUCGGUUUCAUAUAUAAGCAUACCUAUUCAAAUGAUCUCCACAUGACUGUAUGACAAGAAGGGUUUCUUCAACUCUCCUAGAGGCAACCUUCCCUUUAUGACGGACCGCCUGUGGUCUUGUGGAGGAGCGUCCGCUCUGAGAGCUAAAGGCCGUGGGCUCAAUUCCCGGCCGCGACAUUCCAAAAGAAGUUACAAUAUUCUAAUUGUUGUUACCCUGUCUGGCGCUCGGCGAAAAGAGGCUAAAACAAGCAUUCGUCGGCUCAGAGUCAAGGUACUGUGUCUGAGUGGGGUAUUCAUGUUAAACUGUGGCAUGGGAUCCCAGUGGACUAGCACUAUAAAAUCAACAUUAUUCUGGACUGGUACAAAAAAACGCCGUCAUAUUGCUAAAUAUUGCUAAAAAUUCAAACCAACCAAACCAAAAUUUGUAUGACGAGGUGUAUUAACGACAUCUGAUGUGAUGAAACAACAAAGAAAGAAACAGAUUUACCAGACAAACGUUCAUUUAACAUAAAUCAGUUGCUAACACAGAGUUUGGGACAGGUGCUUGAACCGGAAUAAAGUGGAUGUUUA
Haliotis rufescens (red abalone) is the source of this 3126-nucleotide messenger RNA. Its product is annotated as cell death abnormality protein 1-like. Bases 332 to 1504 code for a protein of 390 amino acids. The record is from RefSeq and is a predicted model, not a curated record. Gene Ontology annotation, molecular function: scavenger receptor activity. The transcript is spliced from 7 exons. Lineage: Eukaryota; Metazoa; Mollusca; Gastropoda; Lepetellida; Haliotidae.